UUUGAGUCUUUUAUUGCUCAACAAUACUUUAAAAUAUGCAACCAAGAAAUGUUUUGUUUAUCAGCUUAUAACAUGGCUUCAAGAAAUUACAUUUUUGCUGUUGAAGAUGCUAGCAAUAAGGCGGGGCCCCUCCCAGCUAGUGAUAUGCUGCAUAGGGCAUUAAAUAGCCUGCAAGAUUAUAAUGUAAAUCAAGCAUUAAGUAACCUUGAAGUUGAAUUUCAAAAUAAUGACUACCAGCCUCCUUUUAAUGAAGUUCCAAUAAUUAACAAUAAUGGAAACUCUGAUGUAACGGCGACCGGGGUUGCCGUCGAGGUUGUCUUUAACCGGCCGGAAGAAGAGGAAUUGCACCAACUUUUAAAACGCUUUAACCAAUCAGAACUUUUCGAAGUACUAGUGGCCCAAGGAGUCUUCGUGAACGUACUGAAAGUCAUCAAGCCUCAUCAUAUAGGAAAACUAUUAGAAAACUUCAGUUUAGGUACUCAGGUAAUUUUUGAACACAACAUAGACAUGUGGCGAAAUGCAAUGGACUUGGGUUCGUCACAAUUGGAUAAUAACCAAAACAAUAAUGAUUCAUUAAAACGCGUCAAUUUGUUGAGUACUUCAUCGUACCCAAAUUCUCCCUCAUCAAGCACGGUCGAAAGCUGCCCAGAAUCUCCAUCAGACGCUUAUACCUCUCUUGCAACCAUCCUGAAAGACUCAUGUAAUGGCAUAGCCAUAUGCGACUAUUAUAAAAGGCAUACAAAAUUUAAUGAGGAACAGAGAUCUGCUUUAAUCAACUUAAUAGCCAACUUUUAUGAGAGGAACGAUAAACACCUAUCUUUAAAAACAAGUCAUCAGUUGGAGACAGAAAUAUUAACAAUCUUUCCAACAGAGAAAUUGGAGUACUACAGAACAUCCAACCGGGGGAAACUUUAUAACAGAGCAUCCAACACUAAGAAAGUUUUCAAGUCAAAAUUUUCUACCCAUCAAAGUGCAAUCCCUGCAAAAAAAUCGAAGACAAGCGGUUCAAACAUGUGUACUAAAGAAUUUGUACCAGAAGAGGCUGCGGAAAAUUGCUAUAAUUCUUUAAAAUUUGAUAACUUAUCGAGCGAAGAAUUUGAUAAUGUCUGGAAAGCCUGUGCUAAUUUUCGGAUUAACGAAUUAAAAAAAUUAGAGUCUACGUCAGCGAUCCUUGAGAGGUGGCCAUAUUAUAAACGUCCGUCUGGUUAUCGUUUGAUCGAUAUGGAUUUUCGUCUCAUGUUCGAUAGUGGGAAUUUAUUCUUGGAUAAAUGGGAGGAGGACGUAAACAAACUACUGACAAUCUUGAAGAGAGAAGUAAAAGAUAAAUAUGUAAAAGGGGUAAUAAGUCUACUCAAAAAUGACGCUGUACCUGAAAAAUGUCGAGAUGCAGUGAUACUGUGGUCACUACAUGCUUAUUUGUGCCCGACAAAAAAAGUCGUCAAGAAAGAUAUCAACGGUAAGAAAAAUACAAUUAAAUUCACUAUCAAGGACUCCCAAGAUUCAUUCGUGUUCGUGGGAAAAUCACACCAAGAAUUGGAAGAUCAUCUAUUGCACCUCAAGCAAUUGAAAAACAACAUUCAGCCGUUCAUUUUGGUUGUCGGAGAAAAUAUAAAUAACUUUAAGGAAAUGUAUGUCUACUUUGAUGACUUAAGAUAUACCUUUACAAGUUUUUUACGAGCAGUCGACAUAUGCUUCAAAAUUUUUUUUGUAUUUAACCUUGAUUUUCCAGUGGAGUGUUCCACUUUUUGGUCAUUUGUCGGCCAUUACUUUUAUGAAAUAGAAUCUGUGAAUUGUACAAGCAAAAUACAUGUUUUAAGCGAAGAAAUGAGGACGGUAAAGUCAGGAGAAUAAUUUUGUAUUUAAAAUUAGGAGCGAGUUCAUGAAAGUAUAGGA
Photinus pyralis (common eastern firefly) is the source of this 1893-nucleotide messenger RNA. RefSeq lists its product as uncharacterized. Bases 49 to 1851 code for a protein of 600 amino acids. The transcript is spliced from 6 exons. NCBI's taxonomy places the organism in Eukaryota, Metazoa, Arthropoda, Insecta, Coleoptera, Lampyridae. The record is from RefSeq and is a predicted model, not a curated record.